This is a messenger RNA of Suillus bovinus, 321 nucleotides long. RefSeq lists its product as uncharacterized. The transcript is spliced from 2 exons. The annotation marks the transcript as partial. Lineage: Eukaryota; Fungi; Basidiomycota; Agaricomycetes; Boletales; Suillaceae. The record is from RefSeq and is a predicted model, not a curated record.
CUCUUGAAACGCACAUCACAUGUGCAUGGUGAACUCAAAACGAAGAUGCAGUCACUUACUCGAACUUUCUUUGGCUUUCGGUCGAGUGAAUUGAGGGACGUUAUAAGGCAAAACCAUGAUCUAGCGGAAGCCUUGAAAGAUGGUUCAUCGUUCAUUUUCAAGGACUGGACAGCGAAGACGGGGAUAUACAAGACCGAGCUACUCCAAGACAGUAUCAAUGUCAUGUGGUUUGCAAACCGAAGCGACGAGGGCAUCGUCUACAACCAGUUUUUCAACCCCAUGCCUAUCAAGCUUAUUGCGCUCAUGCUUACAACUGUAAGU